GCGGGUGAGGGAGCGCUACGUUGCGCUGCCAGACCGGCCGGCCGCCGCAGCCACAGAGAUCUAUUUACCGAGGCAUUUCUCCCUCGGACGGACAGUUCUCGUGAUCCAGUCGGGGAGAGAGGAGGCCCUGUGGAGACACACGAAGCCUGUUUUGAUACACAAACACUCAUCAACAAUGUCCACGGACGAGGGUGGAAGGAUUGACACCUACGACUACUCCGUGUUGUGCCGCAACUGUGACCAGGAGGCCCCCGACCCCCGCCCCUGCCAGGUCACGGGCACGCUGCCAGAGUGGCUGAAAGGACAACUCAUUUACAACGGCCCGGGGCUCACCAAGGUGGGGCAGCAGGAGUACCAUCAUGCCUUCGACUCCUCCGCCCUGUUGCAAAAGUUUGAAAUCUCCGACGGGAAGGUGACCUACAGCAACCGCUACGUGCGUUCCAAGACAUUCGAGCAGAACCAGGCGGCCGGGACGAUCACCAAGGCGGAGUUUGGCACCCCAGCGCCAGCCUCCAAGGGGGUUUUCUCCAGACUGCUAGAUGCAAUGGACCCGGAGAAGAUGUUCUCAGACAAUGCUCUCGUGACAGUGGCAGACUUUGGGGGCCGCUACUUCGCCAUGUGUGAGACACCCUUCAUGCUGGAGAUCAACCUGGACACCCUGGAGAUCAAGGAGCGGGUGAACCUUAACAAGAAGUACGGCCUGAUGACACAGAGCCCACACCCCAUCCAGGCCAGCGACGGGGUGUACACGGUGGGCCAGGGCGUCGGGGUGACGGGACCCAAAUACUGCAUCGUCAGAUUUCCUCCAGAUGGUAACCUGAAGCAGGGUAAGGUGAUGGCCUCCAUCCCGGCACGCUGGAAGAUGUCUCCCGCCUACAUGCACAGCAUGACCAUGACUGAAAACUACGUGGUGCUUAUCGAGCAGCCCCUGGCGGUGUCCCUCUCGGAGCUGCUGAGCGACAUCCUGACCAACGCUCCUUUCAUCGCCGGCCUCAAGUGGCACAACGAACCAGUGCUGAUUCACGUCAUCGAUAGGAAGACCUGGAAACCCGUCAAGACCCGCUACGUGGCGGAGUCGUUCUUCUUCAUGCAUAUUGCCAACGCCUACGAGGACGGGGAACACAUCGUGCUGGACGUGCCCACCUACAAGGACUCAUCGCUGCUACACAACAUGUACAUCAAGACACUCAGGGAACAGCGCGGGAAGAACACCGAGGACUUUGUGAGCAGCUUUCGGUCAACGCUGCACAGGCUGGUGGUGCCUCUCAACGCCAAGGGGAAGGAGACGCUCAUCUCCCUCGAGGGCACGUCAUGCUCGGCCUCGUGGUCCGGACAAGAGGUCAUGCUGAAGGGCGAGAAGUUAUGUGACGUUCCCUUCGAGAACCCGUGCAUCAACCCCAAGCGGCAGGGAGAGAAGCACAGCUUCGUGUGGGCGAUGGGGCCCGACCCCGAGGGAGGCGACAAGGGCUUCGCAGUGAAAUUGAAUGUUAACUCCGGCGAAUCCUUCAAGUUCACAGAAGAUCAAAUUUACUGCAGCAGCCCUGAGUUUGUGGCAAGACCUGGCGCUGUUGAUGAGGACGACGGGGUCAUACUGAUGUUGGCCGUGGACACCCGGGACGACAAGGCGGUGCACCUGCUCGUCCUGGAUGCCGCCACGAUGAGCCAGGUCGGGCGGGCCAGCGUGGUGGCGCCUGCCCCCGUGCCCAUGCCCCUGCACGGCCUCUUCAUCCCCGCCGAGGCCCAGUGACCAUCUUGGCACACGUCCGUCUCUCUCCCAUGACUGUAUCGAGCUUCCUGUUUCUCUAUGUAUCUCAUAGAUUUGGCGCAACUUGUCUUUUUUGUAAUGUUACUGAGUGUUGUGUAUUUUUUUUCCACGGACAAAGGACGCAGUGUGCUCCUCUUAUCUAAGUAUUGUCGUUUGUAUAUGUCUGCCAUUUUGAUGGUGCUUUAUACAUUUUUGUCUCAGGUUAUCUGUGGAAUGUCUCCUGAGACUGUUGUUUUGAUUGAGCUUUAAUCUGCAAAUUCGUGUUUGCAAUGCUUAGGGAAACUUAUGAAACCAUUCCAUGAAACCAGAAAGAACUGCAGUUUUCACGGCAGAAGAGUGUAACAGCUGAUGGGGAAACCUUGAAGGGUCCCGGGACCAAUGUGUGUGUGUGUGUGUGUGUGUGUGUGUGUGUGUGUGUGUGUGUGUGUGUGUGUGUGUGUGUGUGUUUCAUCCUAUCCCUUCCCCUUGCCUGAUACAUGCCUUGACAUGGAUCUCCUCCACCCUUCACUUCUGCGUGGCUGUGACAAGGAGUUACUCGUGUGUGUCUGAGUGUUGGAGGCUCAUCACUGCGUUGCUUACGGUGUUCUGCAGAGUGGAGGAAGUCAGGAUGAUUGACAUGGAUGAGGACAGUGUUCAUCUAUUCCUCUUGACCUACAUAAAUGUUUCUACCUCCUGUCCCUUGCACUAUAGCUUUAACUGUUAGCUUUUAUUGUUCCCUUGUAUUCAGUUCGGUAAAUAACACCAAGCUGUCAGUAUAAAGUGUUUUCUGACACAAUGGCACAAAAGUCUAACUCUACUGUCAGUCAGAGGCUGAAAAUCAUAAACGUGAAAUAAUAGCUGAAAAUUAUAUAUCGCUCAUUAACUGCAAAUUUCAUUAUGAAAUAUGUAAAGGUGCUGUAUGCUACAACUCAACAGUUUGGUAGGAGUUUGGAGUGGAUUGUGAAAACAUGAUAUUCUCUUUAAGUUACUGUGUGUGUGUGUGUGUGUGUGUGUGUGUGUGUGUGUGUGUGUGUGUGUGUGUGUCCAAAGAAUCUCUGUGCAGCUUCAGAGAGUAAAUUACAUCGGGGCAUCAGCUUCAUCGUAACCGCUGAAUAUCGGUGGGAGAGACGAUAACUUAUUGUAACUUAUUCUAUAUUUAUUAAAUGUCAAAGUAUUGUUGGAUCUCUUAAUAUAAUAACUAGCACAAAAGUGAUGGCUUAGAGCAGGUGACAGUUGAAGAAAACCACAAGAUUAGCAAGUAAUCACUCCCCAACUGAUGACAUUUGUAACAAGUAAUGUACAACGUAUAAAGGACAUGGAUGCCUUGGUGUUGGGACAGGUGUACGGUGCAUGCGCAUUGGGGCUCUUCCUCACACCUGGAUGAACGUGAAGCAAUGUAAGUCAUGACGGCCUUGACCUUGCCGGUGUGCCAGGACACUGCAGGGAACAUUAAUUAAUUGCUGUGAUGUGUUGAGUACAAUUUUGUACACGUUGUUGGCUUUCUGUGUGUGUGUGUGUGUGUGUGUGUGUGUGUGUGUGUGUGUGUGUGUGUGUGUGUGUGUUAGGAUGAUCAGCACAUGCAUGGUACAUGCUAUUCAUGUAUGCAUUAUGCAUGAUUAUGUUAAAGUUAAAUAAUAAAGAAUAUAUAUAUGUUGAUGAUGUUCAAAAUAUAUAGUUUGUCACAAUGCUUUUCAUGUUGUAUGUUGAUAUAAAACUAUAUGCAUCA
Eriocheir sinensis (Chinese mitten crab) is the source of this 3470-nucleotide messenger RNA. RefSeq names its product carotenoid isomerooxygenase-like. Gene Ontology annotation, molecular function: carotenoid dioxygenase activity; beta-carotene 15,15'-dioxygenase activity. Gene Ontology annotation, biological process: carotene catabolic process; retinal metabolic process. The record is from RefSeq and is a predicted model, not a curated record. Bases 176 to 1747 code for a protein of 523 amino acids. The transcript is spliced from 12 exons. Lineage: Eukaryota; Metazoa; Arthropoda; Malacostraca; Decapoda; Varunidae.